This is a messenger RNA of Purpureocillium takamizusanense, 1837 nucleotides long. RefSeq lists its product as uncharacterized. Bases 308 to 1837 code for a protein of 509 amino acids. Lineage: Eukaryota; Fungi; Ascomycota; Sordariomycetes; Hypocreales; Ophiocordycipitaceae. The record is from RefSeq and is a predicted model, not a curated record. The transcript has a single exon.
UCUCAUCAAGUCCAUGUCAACGGGAGAUUGUCUGAUUGCACUUGUCAUCUCUACCCUCGAUUGUGGAUUCUAGCGGCACUGGGCCGGACGAGCUACAGAAAGCCCCAAUGUUACAUCAGUCCCCGCAGUCGUGAGGCAGUUGCUCCACGAUUAUCAUCGGUUGUCCCUUCUGGCUCCGACGUAACAUCCGACGGCAAUUCAGGAACCCGAGGCGGCGGCGAUAUAACACUGCUCACUGCCUUGAAAGGGGAUUGCCUAAAUCUCGGGCUAUUCCACGAGCAAAGCGCCGGGGGCUAUUUUCGCCAGCAUGUCUCACCGUCCGAUCAUUGCCGUUGCCGGCCUCGCGUGCGAGACCUCGACCUUUACUCCUUCUCGAACGCUGGCUCCGGCCUUCCACCCCAAACGAGGCGACGAGAUCAAACAACGGUAUGAGUUUCUCCAUGACCACGAGGUGCUCGGCAAAGCAGCCGAGUGGAAAGGCGCAUUGAUUGGCCAUGCUCUCCCGGGCGGUCAGGUAACACGAGACGCGUUCGAGACACUUGCCGCGGAGAUCAUUUCACGUCUUCAAAGUAUCGUCUCGGAGGGCAGGCUCGAUGGUUUGUGGUUUGAUAUUCACGGGGCCAUGGUUGUCGAAGGGUUGGAAGAUGUGGAGGCGGAACUGUUGAAACGGAUUCGGAUAGUCAUUGGCCCAGAUGUGCUGGUGUCGGCCUCGAUGGAUCUGCACGGAAACGUGUCUCGAGAGCUCGCACACAUGUGCGACCUGAUUACCUGCUACCGCAUGGCGCCGCAUGAGGAUGCCAUGGAUACGAAGGAGAGGGCCUGCCGCAAUCUUGUGCAGCUCCUCGCCGAGUCGCCUCGCCGCCGACCACUGAAAGCAUGGAUACCGGUUCCGAUUCUAUUACCGGGUGAACAGACAUCUACCCGUAUGGAGCCAGCGAAGCACAUUUACGGUGCAGUUCCCGAGGUGGAAGCCAUGGAGGGCGUGAUCGAUGCAGCGAUCUGGGUCGGAUAUGCCUGGGCGGACGAGCGCCGGAAUCGGGCAGCCAUUGUGGUGACUGGCUUGGAUGAGUCGGCGGUAUCUCACGGCGCGGAGAGGCUGGCAAAGCUGUUUUGGGACGCCCGCGCAGACUUCGAGUUUGUUGCUCCCACGGGGACCUUUGCCGAAUGCCUGGACACGGCCGUCAAGUCCUCGCCAGCGCAACGGCCGUUCUUCAUCUCAGAUUCGGGUGACAACCCUACUGCGGGAGGAUCUGGCGAUGUCACCUGGGGAUUGACGAGGUUGCUCGAGCGGUCCGAGUUCAAGUCCCCAACUGGGGGCCCCAGGGUCAUCUACGCAAGCGUCCCCGGGCCAGAGGCGAUCGAAACAGCCGUGGCAGCCGGCGUCGGCGCCAUCGUCACUGUUACCGCGGGCGCAGAGGUCGACAAUCUCCAUGCCCCGCCUGUGACCCUGACGGGCAGGGUUCACUCAAUCAAGCACGGUGAUCGUGACGCCGUGACGGAGGUCGUGGUCCAAGUCGGGAGCGUUUUUGCGAUUCUCACCAAGCUGCGCAAGCCGUACCACAAGGAGAAGGACUUUACUGAUCUGGAUCUGAAGCCGCGGGAGGCAGAUAUCGUCAUCGUCAAGAUUGGAUACCUGGAGCCCGAGCUGUAUGACAUGCAGAAGGAUUGGAUGCUGGGCUUGACGCCGGGCGGUGUCAACCAGGAUCUCGAGAGCCUUGGCCAUCAAAAGAUUCGGCGCCCAAUGUGGCCAUUCGACAAAGAGGUCGCCUUGCCUCCUGACUUGAAGGCGCGUUGGAUACCAAUGUCCAAGGAUGCUCUAACUGGCCCAGACGAGUAG